AUGAAAUAUUCUGAUGAUUCUCAUUUCUAUACAGACCAAUCUUUUACAGAUGAUUACUAUAUAUAUGAUUCUUAUGCAAAUUCUUAUAAUAAUCCUCAUAAUAAUGAAUUUGAUAAUUUGGAAAAUAAUGAAUCAUCCCAAGCAGAAACUGUUACUAGUAAGAAAUGUUUUAUAUAUAAAUCAUUCAUAUGGAACUAUUUUGAUAAAGAAAAAAAUAGACCUUAUGCUAAAUGUAGGCUUUGCCCUAAAAACAAAGGAAUAAUAAAAUGCACUAAAGGCUCAACAUUAAGUCUUAAAAAACAUUUUACUAUACAUAAAGGAAAGGUGCCUGAAUUAGAUAAAAGAAAAUCAAAUAUCGCCAUUGUAGAUAUGCUAAAAAACCAAUCAUCUGUUAAUAAUUGUCUUUGUGAAUCUUUUAAUUUGGCACAUUUUAAAAAUCUUAUCAAAUGUUGGAUUGUUAAACACAAUCGACCAUUUUACAUUAUAGAAGAUGAUGAUCUCAAAGAAAUAUUCUUAUAUUUAGAACCUAAUGCAAUUGCACUAUCAGCUGAUUUAGUAAGAAAACAUAUUACAAAUGACUUUAGAGAAGAAUGUAAUAAGCUUUAUGAAAGAUUACAAAAAAUCUCUGGAAAACUUUUAAUAACGACUGAUAUUUGGACAACAGAUAAUAAUGAUAAAUCAUUUAUAGCAAUUACACUUUAUUAUAUAGAUACAUCUUGGAAAUUAAAAAACAUUCUUUUAGAUUUUAUAAAUAUAAAUAGAUCACAUUCAG
Messenger RNA from Cetraspora pellucida, 772 nucleotides. The record is from the annotation of a GenBank genome assembly. NCBI's taxonomy places the organism in Eukaryota, Fungi, Glomeromycota, Glomeromycetes, Diversisporales, Gigasporaceae.